UCAUGGAAAUUCUUCUCCUUUUUUUCGGUAAAUCUUAAGAGUUCGUUAUAAACUGUUGAGAUCUGGGAAGAAGUCUUAGAUCCAUUUCAUCUGUGUUUAAUGCUUGAGUUUCUAAGGCUUCUUGUGUCUUUCUGAUGUAGGGUCGUUUUUUCUCUUUGUGAGAUUUCGACUUUAUGAAUCAGAUUUUGGAAGAAACUUGAAAGGGAAAGGUGAUAGUCUGAUUCAUUUUAUAGAUGAAAACAAUUGAUCUAGAAUAAUAGGUUUUCUUGACCUUAAAUCCAUACAUAGGUAUGUAUAUGAGAAAAAGAUUGAGGAUUUGUAUGCGUGUUGGCAAGACUGAUGGUGAGGGGUUAUGUGCAGAGCCCUGGUUUUAUAAGUUUGUAAAUUGCUGAUUUUGGAAAAAAUAUGGAUCUAGUAUUUAGCUGAAACGGGUUUUGAUUCGAUCUUUUCUGGAGUCCCUUUGUUUCAGUUUUGAUGAAUUUGAUGUUUUGAGAUCAAACAUUGGGAACUGUAAGUUGAUUGUUUAAUGUGUUGGGCUAAUUUGUUUGCUGGAUAAGUAAUAAUAGAAAUUGGAGAGAUCUGGAGACUCGUAUUGGGGAUUAAUGAUCAGUCUCUUAACUUUGGAUUGCAUUUGAAUAAAAAGAAAUACAGGUGUUGGGAGCCAAACAAUACAGCAAUAUAAGGAAAUUGAGUUGAAGAUAUAACCAACAAGAAAAGAUGCCUGCACAAAAGAUAGAAACAGGUCAUAACGAUGUUGUUCAUGAUGUAUCCAUGGAUUACUAUGGAAAACGUGUGGCAACAGCAUCAUCGGAUGCUACCAUAAAGAUAAUUGGUGUAGGCAACAACUCUACAUCUCAGCAUCUGGCUACUUUGAGUGGACAUCAAGGUCCAGUCUGGCAGGUAGCUUGGGCGCACCCCAAGUUCGGCUCAGCACUUGCUUCUUGUUCUUAUGAUGGUAAAGUUAUCAUCUGGAAAGAAGGUAAUCAGAACGAGUGGUCUCAAUUUCAAGUUUUCGACCACAAAUCAUCUGUCAAUUCCAUUGCAUGGGCGCCUCAUGAGCUGGGAUUCUGCUUGGCUUGUGGUUCUUCUGAUGGGAAUAUAUCUGUCUACACAGCUCAGUCAGAAGGUGGCUGGGACACUACAAAAAUCGACCAAGCUCACCCUGUAGGCGUUACCUCUGUUUCAUGGGCUCCUUCGAUGGCCCCUGGUGCUUUAGUUGGAUCAGGAGUGCUUGAACCCGUUCAAAAGCUGGCUUCUGGUGGUUGUGAUAAUACAGUGAAGGUGUGGAAGCUAUAUAAUGGUAACUGGAAAAUGGACUGUUUCCCUGCACUUCAAAUGCAUUCUGAUUGGGUGAGGGAUGUUGCUUGGGCUCCAAAUUUGGGGCUGCCAAAGUCCACUAUAGCAAGUGCUUCUCAGGAUGGUACAGUUGUGAUAUGGACCGUGGCGAAGGAAGGUGACCAGUGGGAGGGUAAAGUACUGAAGGACUUUAAGACUCCUGUUUGGAGAGUUUCAUGGUCCCUGACCGGAAACUUGCUGGCUGUGGCGUCUGGUGACAACAGCAUCACAUUGUGGAAAGAAGCCGUUGAUGGGGUGUGGCAAGAGGUCACCACAAUCGACCAAUAGAAUUCAGGUUCCUCUUAGUUAUCAAAUGAAGAGUACUCAUUUUGUUUGUUAUACAUUUUUUCACAUUCUUGAGGACCACUUUUUAUUUUUCCCUGUACUCUAAAUUCGUUGUAGUUGAUUCCUUUCUGUAUUGGAUGAUUCUGGUCUACAGGACAUAGGGAGUGAGAAAAUUGUGAUUUUCCUUGGCCCUUUUUCAGGUUUCUUAUGCUUUGUAGCCGAAACGUUCUUGAAAUUGUGUUCUUGAUAAGGUCUUUUUCUUUGUUUUUAAA
Molecule: messenger RNA, 1892 nt
Organism: Sesamum indicum (sesame)
Lineage: Eukaryota; Viridiplantae; Streptophyta; Magnoliopsida; Lamiales; Pedaliaceae
Source: RefSeq, a predicted model, not a curated record